AUGGCAGUACUGAAAGAUGAGGUACUGAAUAAAGCCAGAGUCGAAGUAGCAGCUCGGAUAGGAUUGAGCCACUUCACAAGGGUCCAUGUCGUCUGUCAUGUUGUUCAACGCCUUCCGGCAGAACGAGGAGUUGGGCGCAUCUCCAUGCAGCAUGGGACGACUCGUGACCCCCUCCUGCGACAGCAUCCCCGCUUCGACUGGUCUGUCGGCCAGCCAGUUGAGGCUCAGAGCCAGCAUGAGCAGUCCGGCUGCGCUCAUGUGGAACAGACGAGCAGGGCUCCGGACAGCGACCUGGCGCCUCCAAGAGCCCUUCAAACUCCGACUCAGGGCUCCAUAGAACGAGGUCGACUUGCUUUCGGAAGGGCCAAUCGGUUCCGGCAUUCUGCAGCCUCGACUGCCUAA
Protopolystoma xenopodis is the source of this 402-nucleotide messenger RNA. NCBI's taxonomy places the organism in Eukaryota, Metazoa, Platyhelminthes, Monogenea, Polystomatidea, Polystomatidae. The record is from the annotation of a GenBank genome assembly.